GUUGCCGGAAGAGAGAAGCAACCCGCCAUCCGCGUCGUGUCCGGAAGCCGUCUGGCGCCAUGCGAGCCGCCCCGAUCCUCUUCCCCAGCGGCACCAGUAUAUGAUGCUGGUCGCCGCGGGGUUUACCGCCCCAUUCCACUCCAGUCCAGAGUCCACCACACAAACGCAGCUGCAGCGCGCGGCGGUGGCAAAUGGACGCCAGCACCCUCCUCCUGCCCUGCUCCGACGGCGUCGUCGCCGGCGCGGUCGACUUCCGGGGGCGCCCGGCGUCCCGGGCCGGCACCGGCCGGUGGCCCGCCGCGAUGUUCGUGCUCGGGGUGGAGAUAGCGGAGAGGUUCGCGUACCACGGCAUAUCGGCGAACCUGAUCAGCUACCUCACGGGGCCGCUCGGGGAGUCGACGGCGGGCGCCGCGGCGGCGAUCAACGCGUGGAGCGGCGUGGCGACGAUGCUGCCUCUGCUGAUGGCGUGCAUGGCCGACGCCUGGCUCGGGAGGUUCCGCACCAUCGUGCUCGCCUCCCUCCUCUUCGUCGUGAGCAUGGGCAUGCUGACCGUCUCCACGCUCCCGGUGUUCAACCACGACGGCUGCAGCAGCUAUCACUCCAAAUCGCUCGCGUGCUCCCCAUCCCCCGUGCAGGUGACCGUCUUCUACGUCUCCCUGUACCUGGUGGCGCUCGCCGAGGCCGGGCACAAGCCCUGCGCGCAGGCGUUCGCCGCCGACCAGUUCGACCAGCACGACCCCAAGGAGUCCGAGUCGAGGAGCUCCUUCUUCAACUGGUGGUACUUUGGCAUGUGCUCCGGCACCGCCGCCACCACCUUGGUGUCCAGCUACAUCCAGGACAACGUCGGCUGGGGCCUCGGCUUCGGCAUCCCCUGCCUCGUCAUGGUCUUCGCGCUCCUCGCCUUAUUGCUCGGGACCAGGAGCUAUCGCUACUACACGUCCACCGAGUCGAGCCCCUUUGCUCGCCUCGCCAGAGCGUUCGUGGCGCUGAUCAGGGGAACCAAAUCCAGCCAAUGCGAAAGUCUCGUGACCGACGACGACGAGCACCGGGAAGAAGUGAAGGGCGUGCUGCGCCUGUUCCCCAUCUGGGCGACGUGCAUCAUCUACACCGUGAUCUUCUCGCAGUCGUCGACGUUCUUCACGAAGCAGGCCGCGACGCUGGACCGCCGGGUCGGAUCGACGCUCCGCAUGCCGCCGGCGGCGCUGCAGGUGUUCACCAGCCUCACCAUCAUGGCGUUCAUCCCGAUCUACGACCGCGCGUUCGUGCCCGCGGCGCGGCGGUUCACCCGCCUUUCGUCCGGCAUCACCAUGCUGCAGCGGAUCGGCACGGGGCUCGUCCUGGCCAUGGUCGCCAUGGUCGUGGCGGCGCUGGUGGAGACGAGACGGCUCGGCGUGGCGAGGGACGCCGGCCUCGUGGACCAGCCCAAGGCGGCGCUGCCGAUGACGCUCUGGUGGAUGCUGCCGCAGUACGUGCUGCUCGGACUGUCGGCCGUGUUCGCCACGAUUGGGCUCCAGGAGUUCUUCUACGACCAGGUCCCCGACGCGCUGCGCAGCCUCGGGCUGGCCUUCUUCCUCAGCAUCUUCGGCGUGGGCCACUUCCUGAGCAGCGUCCUCAUCUCCGCCAUCGACGGCGCCACCAAGAAGAGCGGCGCGAGCUGGUUUUCCAACAACCUCAACCGCGCGCACCUCGACUACUUCUACUGGCUGCUCGCCGGGCUCUGCGCUGUGGAGCUGGCCGCGUUCGUCGUCGUUUCCCGCGUCUAUGUGUAUAAGAAGAGGGCGUCUCACGACAACGGUGGUGCCGUCAUGCUGUCGCGAGUCCGCCGCGCCUACAUAAAAGCAGCCCUAACCUGCCUGCGGCGGCAAGCAUGCCGCAUGCCUGAUCGGAGUGAGCUCGUCUCCCUCGUGCUGAUCCAACCGGCCAUGGCGGACACCGUCGCCGGCGCCGCCGACUACCGGGGAAAGCCGGCCUCCCGCUCCACCACGGGAGGAUGGAAAUCAUCGGCCUUCGUCAUGGCGAUGGAGAUCGCGGAGCGGUUCGCGUACAAGGGCGUGGCCGCGAACCUGAUCACGUACCUGACGGGGCCGCUGGGGCAGCCCGUGGCGCGCGCCGCCACGUCCAUCGACGCGUGGAAGGGCGUCUCCCAGAUGCUGCCGCUGCCGCUCGCGUGCCUCGCCGACGCCUGGAUCGGCCGGUACCGGGCCAUCGUCCUCGCCUCCCUCAUCUUCGUCGUGAGCAUGGGCGCGCUGUCUGUGUCGUCGGCGUUCCCGGCCUUCCGCGGCGGCCACGUGGCCAUCUUCUACGUCGCGCUGUACCUGGUGGCCCUCGGGGAGGGCGCGCACAAGCCGUGCGCGCAGGCGUUCGCGGCGGACCAGUUCGACGAGAAGGACCCCAGGGAGAGCGUGGCGCGUUGCUCCUUCUUCAACUGGUGGUACUUCGGCAUGUGCGCCGGCACCGCCGUCACCACCAUGGUCUCCAGCUACGUGCAGGACAACGUCGGCUGGGGUCUCGGCUUCGGCAUCCCCUGCAUCGUCAUCGCCGCCUCGCUCGCCGUGUUCCUGCUCGGGAGCCGGUCGUACCGGUACUACACCACCACCGAGGCGAGCCCCUUCUCCCGCGUCGGCAAGGCGUUCAUGGCGUUGAUCGAGAGCAGGACGAAUCGUCGCACCAGUAGUAUCAGCAAAGGAGACGGCAACGCCGCCGCCGCCGUCGAGGAGGUCAAGAGCGUGCUCCGGCUGCUCCCGAUAUGGGCGUCGUGCAUAAUCUACGCCAUCAUCUUCUCCCAGACCUCGACGUUCUUCACGAAGCAGGCCGCCACGCUGGACCGCCGGAUCGGCGCGAGGUUCAAGGUGCCGCCGGCGGCGCUGCAGACAUUCAUCAGUGUCAGCAUCGUCGUCUUCAUCCCGGUGUACGACCGGCUCUUCGUGCCCCUCGCGCGGCGCUGCACGGGGAGGCCGACGGGCAUCACCAUGCUGCAGAGGAUCGGCGCCGGCCUGGCCCUCUCGCUCGUCGCCGUGGCCUUGUCCGCGCUCGUGGAGAUGAAACGGCUCGGCGUCGCGAGGGACGCCGGCCUGGUGAACACCGCAAAGGCGCAGCUCCCGAUGAGCCUCUGGUGGAUGGUCCCGCAGUACGUCCUCAUCGGCGUGGCCGACGUGUUCGCCAUGAUCGGGCUGCAGGAGUUCUUCUACGACCAGGUCCCCGACGCGGCGCGCAGCCUCGGGCUGGCCCUGUUCCUGAGCAUCUUCGGGGUCGGGCACCUCCUCAGCAGCCUCCUCAUCUCCGUCAUUGACAAGGCCACGGCGAAGAGCGGGACGAGCUGGUUCUCGAACAACCUGAACCGCGCUCACCUCGAUUACUUUUACUGGCUGCUCACCGGGCUCUGCGCCGUGGAGCUCGUCGCCUUUGUGUUCUUCUCGCGAGUGUAUGUUUACAAGAGGAAGAGUGGCAAUGAUGAUGCCGGCAAUGGCGAUGGCGAUUUCGUGUAACAAUCCGGAGUUAGAUCCUGGCGUGCUUGUAGUAGUUUGUAGGGAGAUUUAGUCAGUUCAGAAAAAGCAUGCUUCACGGGGAUUCAA
Molecule: messenger RNA, 3572 nt
Organism: Panicum virgatum (switchgrass)
Lineage: Eukaryota; Viridiplantae; Streptophyta; Magnoliopsida; Poales; Poaceae
Exons: 8
Coding region: 192-3485 (1097 amino acids)
Biological process (GO): dipeptide transport; transmembrane transport
Cellular component (GO): membrane
Molecular function (GO): dipeptide transmembrane transporter activity; tripeptide transmembrane transporter activity
Source: RefSeq, a predicted model, not a curated record